Colletotrichum phormii is the source of this 881-nucleotide messenger RNA. RefSeq lists its product as uncharacterized. The coding region runs from base 66 to 881 and encodes 271 amino acids. The transcript has a single exon. The record is from RefSeq and is a predicted model, not a curated record. NCBI's taxonomy places the organism in Eukaryota, Fungi, Ascomycota, Sordariomycetes, Glomerellales, Glomerellaceae.
CCAUUCAUGCGAGCCUUUCCUUCUCAUUCUCUGCACAUAUUUAUCAUUCUUGGUACACCCCCAUCAUGAAGGUCACGAUUCUUCACUUGGUAUUCUUCCUGACCACCGCGGCAGCCAUCGCAAUUCCCACCAAGACAGCCGUGGCCACAACCUCCGCCCAGACCCCCACCGCAUUCAACACUACCAACAUUCAACCGCCGAAAGGGGGCGAUCAAGACCAUGACCAAGACAUCGAGAAAGGCGACCUCAAACCCUGGGAACACCGGUUCUGUUCCAUGAGACACCAUUACAGAACGAAAUCGGCACAUCAUAAGAUGAAGCAUCCCGCACCUCCAGAGGAAUAUACCAAGGGCAAAAAGGCGCCAAAUUGGCAGCGUUGCAAGAAACAUUUUGAAAAGCAUAUGCCGCCCAUGAAGAUGGAGUCACUUAGAAGUCUAGCAGACACGAACGGCACACGCGCAUCUUCAGCGCAAGGGUACGAGGGACACAAGGGUCAUAAGAGUCACGAAGAUCAUGGCUCGUGCUUUAAGAAGUGCGUCGGUUUCAAGAUGCCUUUCCUCUCGAAGCUGAUACCUGAGGGCGUGAUGGAACCUAUCUGUGAGGGUAUUUGUGGAUGCAAGGGUUCUGAGCAAUGUAAGGGUAAGGACACCGGAGGGAAGGAGACGCCCCCGGAGGAGAGUCCCCCCGAGGAAAGUCCCCCGGAGGAGAGCCCCCCAGAGAAGAACCACCCGGAGAACAACCUACCUGUUCCGUAUCAGGGCAUGAACGAGAUGCAUGGAUGGAAGGAAUGGAUCGCGAAAGAAAAGGAGAUUGAGCCGGCUAAGGGUGGAAGAGAUAUUUCUACCAGAUCCGUGGGAGAGGUCUCGACGGCAUUUGUAUGA